AGCAUUAUAGCCAUAAAUAAACAUCAUAAUGCUACCAGCAACAGCGGCAGCAGCUGCAGUAACCACAGCAGCAACAGCAGCAGCAACAGCAGCAGCAACAACAUCAGCAACAGCAGAAACAAUUAUGCAAAAUUAACAGCUAUCGCUAGUCGCGUGAAUAGUUUUAAAAAGUGCAACAAUUUAAUCAAUGCUGUGCCCAAAACCCUAACCACGCCCACACGCUUCAUACCAGCCAAGCCGGUGUUAGCCAAGCCUGCAGCCAGCCUAGCCACAGCAACAACAACAGCAACAGCAACAACAAUGGCAACAGCAGCAGCCACAGCCACAGCAGCAGCAGCAGCGACAGCAGCAACAGGCGGUGUUAAGCGCGUCAAUUUUGACCUGCCCUCGACAAUCGAUGAGGUGGCAGAGCAGGAGUGUGAAAUCGAUAACGAUAACGAUAGCGAUAUCAGCUACAGCCUAGCAUUGGCACGACCCGGCCAAAGCCACAACAAGUACAGCCUGUGCAAGCCCAGCAGCAGAGGGAGCAGCAUCUGCAAGCCGCAUAUUAUAUUCAAUGGCACCUAUCCCAUCGAUAUGCCGCUGGGCGCAACGCCGCCGGCGCCGCUGGCGUCACAUCAUCGCAGCAGCUACGAUGCCGAGGCGAAUGCGGAUCGCAGUGAAAUGCAGCGCUAUCGAUAUAUGAUGCAUGACUAUGUCAUCGAUGAGGAUGCCGAGGGCGAGGAGCUAGCCGAGGAGGAUGACUACGAUGACGAUGACGACGAUGAAGAUGCCUACGACGACGAUGCAUAUGAUGAAUACGAUGAUUAUUAUGUGCUGCAGCAGAACAAUAAUUUUCUCAGCAAAUUGGGCAUCAUCCAGCAGCCGCACCCGCAGCCGCACCCGCAGCAGCAACAGCAGCAACAGCAGCAGCAGCAACAGCAGCAGCAACAGCAGCAGCAGCAGCAACAGCAACAGCCGGCGACAACGCCGCAAAACGUUUGGUCCAUGCAGGAGCUAAUCGCCAAUCCGGACAUACCGAUCAACUAUAAGAAAAUGUGCACUGAGGUGGAGCAGAGCUUGAGCAAAUUUGAAGCGUAUCUGGAUGCCAAAGGUCAAACAACAACAACAACAACGAAAACAACAACAAAAGGCACAACACCUGGCGUGGUGCGAACAUAUGAUAUUGAUGCACCCACCGAUGGGAAUGGCAAUGGCAAUGGCAAUGGCAAUGGCAGCAGCGCCGCCGGCUUGGCUCUUAGCACUAAGAAACAGAUUUAGAUUAACAUGUCAUUAACAGUUGUUGUUUUUUCCCUAUUUUCUUGUGAAAGCAACGUGCGCAGCGUUGCCAGAUUACAGCAUCAGCAGCAGCAGCAGCAGCAGCGGCAGCUGCAAAUGAGAGUGUUGUAAAAUGUGCGGCGCACGUCGCUUGUUUCGAUUAGAGCAGGUCGGAGCUUCUACUAUCUCUAUCUCUAUCUCGCUUUUAUGUACCUGCAAUAUACAACUGUAAAUUAACUGUAAAA
Molecule: messenger RNA, 1502 nt
Organism: Drosophila montana
Lineage: Eukaryota; Metazoa; Arthropoda; Insecta; Diptera; Drosophilidae
Product: PAN2-PAN3 deadenylation complex subunit pan3-like
Exons: 1
Coding region: 301-1260 (319 amino acids)
Source: RefSeq, a predicted model, not a curated record